UUGUCGUUGUCCGAGCUCAUUUUGUUUAAAGCAGCACGUUAACGUUUCCAAAGUGCAUUUCCUUUAAUUUCUGAAAUGCAACAGUAAUUCAACGCGCAUUGUGCUCUAUACGAAAAUUCAAAAAUAAAAAGAAUAUGUUUUGUGCUCAUAAACUAAGCAAUUAAAACUAAGCCUUUAAAUGCCAAUUAGCUGCGAAUUGUUUCGUUAUUACACCUAUUGUCUAAAAGUGUCCACGCCCACAGUGUAGUGCAAACCAAACCCAAAAAGCAAAGAAAGCAAAAUUGUAUUGCCAAUUAAAUUUAAAGUAUAUACAGUUAUAAUGGAUAGCGAUAUGCCCUGGGCCUGCGCCAGUGCCACCUGUCUGUCCUUGGCUCAUGCCAAAGCACAUGCAGUCGCUAUGGAUGUGAAUGAUGCCACAAUGCCAGCCAAAAAGUUGCAACAAAUUGCGCAUACGCAGCGUGGCAGCGACAGCGGCAGCCUCAAGACACUGCUGCUGUUGCUGCUGCUGGCGCUCAGCUUUCGGCAUGCGCACAGCUGCGGUCCAGGACGAGGCCUGGGACGGCGCCGCGAACGCAAUCUGUAUCCGCUGGUGCUGAAGCAAACGGUGCCAAAUCUGCCCGAAUACCAGAGCGGCGCCUCCGGACCGCUCGAGGGCGUCAUCGAUCGUGAUUCACCCAAAUUUAAGGAUCUAGUACCAAACUACAAUAGAGAUAUACAAUUCAGAGACGAGGAGGGCACCGGCGCCGAUCGAGUCAUGUCCAAGCGCUGCAAAGAGAAACUCAACAUGCUCGCCUACUCGGUUAUGAACGAAUGGCCUGGCGUGCGCCUGCUGGUUACCGAAAGCUGGGACGAGGAUCAUCAGCAUGGCCAGGAGUCGCUGCAUUACGAGGGCCGUGCCGUCACCAUUGCCACCUCCGAUCGCGAUCAGGCCAAGUACGGCAUGCUGGCGCGUCUAGCCGUCGAGGCUGGCUUCGAUUGGGUAUCCUACGUCAGUCGUCGGCACAUCUAUUGCUCCGUCAAGUCAGAUUCCUCGCCUGCCAUUUCGCAUGUUCAUGGCUGUUUCACACCAAAGAGCACGGCUCGCUUGGAGAGUGGCAUUGACAAGCCGCUGGAUGAGCUCGUCAUUGGGGAUCGUGUGCUCAGCAUGGACUCCAAGGGCCAGGCAGUCUACAGCGAUAUCAUACUCUUCAUGGACCGCAAUCUGCAGCAGGAGGAGACUUUUGUGCAGCUGCACACCGCUGGCGGAGCCGUGCUAACAGUUACGCCUGCACAUCUAAUCACAGUUUGGCACCCGGAGCAGCAAACGCUGGAUUUUGUGUUUGCCGAUCGCGUGGAGCUUCAAACCUUUGUGCUGGUCUACGAUGCGCGGGGUGAGCUGCGUCCACAGCGCGUGUUGCGCGUAAGCAGCGAGCGCAGUCGCGGCGUUGUGGCGCCACUUACACGCGAGGGCACCAUUGUGGUGAACUCUGUGGCCGCCUCGUGUUAUGCACUGGUCAACAGCCAAUCGUUGGCGCAUUGGGGCUUCAUACCCAUGCGCCUGUGGUAUACGCUGCAGUCCUGGAUGCCGGCCAAGCAUCAGUUGCGCACACCGACGGCGUCCACGUCGACGCCUGUGGGCAAAGCCACAAAUACAAGCACAGCUCAGCUGCAGAAUGGUUUGCAUUGGUAUGCUGAUGCUCUAUACACAAUUAAGGACUAUGUGCUGCCGCGGAGCUGGCAACACGACUAAAGUUAGAGGUCCGGACUGGACGCGAUCCCGCGAUAAAUGCUAAUUGUAAUAUAUAUUUGUAGUUAUGUAUAUGCCUAAAAUUUCUUGUAUUUCAAUGUUAAUUAUGAUUAAUGCUGAACUAUACUAUUUAUUUAAUGCGAACGAGAGAGCGACACAUGCAAAGCUGUUGAGACAACCUUUGAUUUAUUGUGAGCAAACAAUUUAGCUAUUAAGUAGGCAAUCACAGGCAGAUAUUCAAAGUGCCCAUGAACCAAUUUUUGAAAGCGAAAUACACGGCGACUGUUGUCUAUUUUCAAACUCAAAUCAAUACAUAUAUUUAUUAA
This is a messenger RNA of Drosophila busckii, 2052 nucleotides long. RefSeq names its product protein hedgehog (gene hh). NCBI's taxonomy places the organism in Eukaryota, Metazoa, Arthropoda, Insecta, Diptera, Drosophilidae. The record is from RefSeq and is a predicted model, not a curated record. The transcript is spliced from 3 exons. Bases 320 to 1729 code for a protein of 469 amino acids. Gene Ontology annotation, molecular function: calcium ion binding; patched binding. Gene Ontology annotation, biological process: smoothened signaling pathway; intein-mediated protein splicing; protein autoprocessing.